CGCCUCCUCCUCCCUCCGCCUCCUCCUCCUCCGCCGCCGCCGCCGCCGGAUGCCUGUCUCCCGUGUCGUCGCGAGCCUCCGCGUUCGGAGAGCGCCUGGCCAUCGUCGACCGGCACGGCACGGCGACGUACGGGGCCCUGCUGCGGGCCGGGGGCGCGUCGCCCGGCGCAUCCAGCGGGCGCUCGACGGCGAUGACGGGGGGAAUCCGGCGGCGACAAAUUCGGGCGGCGGAGGGGCGGCGGAGGCGGUGGCGUUCCUGUGCCCCAACGACGCUCGCUACGUGGCGGCCCAGUGGGCCGCGUGGCUACGCGGCGCCGCGGCCGCGCUCUACCACCGGCACCCGCGGCGCGAGCUCGAGUACGUGGCGGGCGACUGCGGCGCCCGCGUCGUCCUCUCGACGGAGGAGUUCGCGGAGGCGGCCGCGGGGGUCGCCCGCGGGAUGGGCGUGCCGCACGUGACGGUGCGGCGGAGCGACGUGUACGGCGGCGGCGGCAACGGCGGCGACGGCGGAGCGGCCGGGAUCGGCGGCGACGGCGGAGCGGCCGGGAUCGGCGACUGGCGAGAGCGGCCGGCGAUGGUCGUGUACACCAGCGGCACGACGGGGAGGCCCAAGGGAGUCCUGAGCACGCACGGGAAUCUCCACGCGCAGGUCUCCUGCCUGCUGGAGGCGUGGGAGUGGAGCUGCGACGACGUCAUCCUCCACACCCUGCCACUGCACCACACGCACGGCAUCGUCAACAAGCUGCUGUGCCCCCUCGCCGUGGGGGCCUCGUGCGUCAUGCUGCCCGAGUUCGAUCCCCGGCAGGUGUGGGAGCACCUGCUGAGCGGCGAGGCGUCGCCGCGGGUGAACGUGUUCAUGGCGGUGCCCACGGUGUACGCGAGACUCAUCGACUACUACGACGAGCACUACACGCGGCCACGCGUCCGCGACUUCGUGCGCGGCAUGUGCAAGGAGCACAUCCGCCUCAUGGUGUCGGGCUCUCGCGCUCUCCCCAUGCCCGUGCUGGAGCGCUGGGAGGAGAUCACGGGGCACCGUCUGCUGGAGCGCUACGGCAUGACGGAGCUGGGCAUGGUGCUCUCAAACCCCCUGCGCGGGGAGAGGAUUCCCGGCGCGGUGGGGUCACCUCUGCCGGGCGUGGAGGUGAGGAUCGUCAUGGAGGCGGUGAGUGGGGGCGAGUCGUGCAAGGCGAUCGUCCAGGCAGACAGCAAGUCCACGAGGGUGACGCCGGGCUUCGAGGGCAAGGAGGGAGAGUUGCAGGUGUCGGGCCCCUCGGUUUUCAAGGAGUACUGGCGGCGGCCUCUUGAGACCAAGGAGGCUUUCACUUCGGACGGCUGGUUCAAGACGGGCGACACGGCCGCGUACCGCGACGGAGCGUUCCGCCUGCUGGGGCGCACAUCGGCCGACAUCAUCAAGAGCGGCGGAUACAAGAUCAGCGCGCUGGAGGUGGAGUGGAAUCUCCUGUCUCACCCCGACAUCACUGACGUGGCGGUGAUCGGGUCCCCCGACUCGCUGUGGGGCCAGCGAGUGACGGCGCUGGUGGUGCUGCGGCGGGGAGCGACGCUCACCCUCAAGCAGAUCAAGGAGUGGGCCAGGGAGAGGAUGGUGGCCUACACGAUCCCGUCGGAGAUGAUCCUCAUGGACGAGCUGCCCAGGAACACCAUGGGCAAGGUGAACAAGAAGGACCUGCUGAAGAAGUUCUUCCCGUGAUGGAGGAGGGGCGCCUCCGGAUCUCGCUCGCUGGCGCCGGUUUCGCGAACGCGGCUUGAGUUUCACCGGCGCCGGUCGACGGCUCCGGGUAUUU
Molecule: messenger RNA, 1802 nt
Organism: Petromyzon marinus (sea lamprey)
Lineage: Eukaryota; Metazoa; Chordata; Hyperoartia; Petromyzontiformes; Petromyzontidae
Source: RefSeq, a predicted model, not a curated record